UCUCUCUCUCUCUCUCUCUGCCUCAUGUAAACUUGUAGUUGUUCUACAUGUAUUUAUGUAUUGCUGAUCUACACUGAUGAGAUCUAGACCUCAUACUUAUUACAGUGGGUGGAUUUGCUUGUAAAUACCUGGUUUGUGCAUCUUAUCAGUUCUGACAUGUAACUAAUAAUUAUUAUUCAGGAUGAUGUAUAAAUGUGACCUGACGUGGCAGAGUUCUGCAGAUGGAGUCACACAUUCAGCUCCAACACCAAAUAUAACAACCUUCAAAUCACAGGAGGAAACAUGGGUUAGGUUCAGCUUCAUGUGAACACAACACACACACACACACACACACACACACCCAGAGUCAUAAGAUUUCCAGUACCUGCAGAGAGGGGGAGGAGCCUCCAGUGAAAGUGUUCAGACUGGUUCUAACUUCAAGGAGCAGACGGAGGAGACGUGAAGUCUGAGGCUGACUGAAGAUGAGUGUUUAUGAGGAGGAAGAGGACAGAGCAGAGUCUCCAGGGUUCAGCUGUCUGUCUCUGAAGAGUGACUGGUCCAUGAGAGAACCUCUAUUCUUCAGUAAUGAACCUGGACCCUCACACACAGAAGGUCAGGACCACAGACUGAGAGCAGAGUCUCCAGGGUCCAGCUGUCUGUCUCUGAAUAGUGACCGGUCCAUGGAUCUUCCUCCAGACUUCAGUAAUGAACCUGGACCCUCACACACAGAGGAGAGGAAGAGGAGUCAUGUUCCUGAGGAGGAGCAGUCGUCCUGCUGUGCUUCAUCUCAAGACGUCCUGAAGGAUCCAGUCUCCACCAGCUGUGGACACUGGUUCUGCAGACAGUGCAUCACCUCAUACUGGGACCAGUCUGGUUCUUCAGGAGACUCCUCCUGUCCCCAGUGUGGACAAAGAUCCAGAACAGGAGCUGGAGAUCGUGGUCUGCAGGAGGUUUCAGAUGAACAUAAGCUCAGUGUGAGGAGGAGAUGUGAACAUGUGACUGAAGGAAGUGAUGAAACAGGAAGUAGAACCCUCCUCAACAGGAUCUACACUGAGCUCUACAUCACAGAGGGACAGAGUGAAGAGGUUAAUACUCAACAUGAGGUGAGGCAGCUUGAGACGGCUUCCAAGAAGAAGAUCCUCCACGACACUCCCAUCAAGGUCCACGACAUCUUCAAAGCCUCCACUGACCAGCAGAGCAGCAUCAGAGUCGUCCUGACCAACGGAGUCGCUGGCGUUGGAAAAACCUUCUCGGUGCAGAAGUUCACUCUGGACUGGGCAGAGGGUUUAGAGAACCAGGAUGUGGGUCUGCUGGCUGUGCUUUCGUUCAGGGAGCUGAACCUGGUGAAGGACCAGCACAGUCUUCUCACGCUGCUCCAUGUUUUCCAUCCAGAGUUACAGAAGCUCACGGCAGAGACGCUCGCUGUCUGUAAACCUUUGUUCAUCUUUGACGGCCUGGAUGAAAGCAGACCUUCUCUGGACUUCAACCACAGGGAGCUUGUGUCUGAGGUCACACAGAGGUCAUCAGUCAACGUGCUGCUGACAAACCUCAUCCGGGGGAAUCUGCUUCCCUCGGCUCUCGUCUGGAUAACCUCCAGACCUGCGGCGGCCAAUCAGAUCCCUCCUGCAUGUGUUGACAGGGUCACAGAAGUACGAGGCUUCACUGACGCCCAGAAGGAGGAGUACUUCAGGAGGAGAUUCAGUGAUGAAGAGCUGUGCAGCAGAAUCAUCUCACACAUCAAGACGUCCAGGAGCCUCCACAUCAUGUGUCAAAUCCCAGUCUUCUGCUGGAUCAGUGCUACAGUUCUGGAGCACAUGUUGACCACAGACCAGAGAGGAGAGCUGCCCAAGACCCUGACUGACCUGUACUCACACUUCCUGCUGGUUCAGACAAAGAGGAAGAACAACAAGUACGGUGAGGGACAUGAGAAGACUCCACAGCAGCUGACGGAGACUGACAGGAACGUUCUCUUGAAGCUGGGGAGGCUGGCACUUAAACAUCUGGAGGAAGGAAACAUCAUGUUCUACCAAGAGGACCUGGAGCGGUGUGGUCUUAAUGUCACAGAGGCCUCGGUGUACUCAGGAGUUUGUACUGAGAUCUUCAGAAGAGAGUGUGUGAUCUUCCAGAAAUCAGUCUACUGCUUUGUUCAUCUGAGCGUUCAGGAGUUUCUGGCUGCAGUCUACAUGUUCCACUGUUACACCAAGAGGAAGAGAAAAGAACUCAACAACUUCUUGGGAACAUAUGAGGACACAGACAGUUACUUCUCCCUGGAUGACCUCCUGAAGAGAACCAUGAAGAAAUCCCUCACCAGUACAAAUGGUCAUCUGGACCUGUUUGUUCGCUUCCUUCACGGCCUCAGUCUGGAGUCCAACCAGAGAGUCUCAGGAUGGCUGCUGGGUCAGACAGGGAACAAUCCAGAGAUCAUCCAGAGAGUCAUCAACAACCUGAAGGCGAUGAAGAGUGAUGACAUUUCUCCUGACAGAAGCAUCAACAUCUUCCACUGUCUGACUGAGAUGAACGACCACUCAGUUCAUCAGCAGAUGAAACAGUUCCUGACGUCAGAGAACAGAUCAGAGGAGAAACUCUCUGGGAUCCACUGCUCAGCUCUGGCCUACAUGCUGCAGAUAUCAGAGGAGGUUCUGGAUGAGUUGGACCUGAGGAAGUUCAACACAUCACAACAGGGUCGACUGAGACUGAUCCCAGCUGUGAGGAACUGCAGGAAGGCUCGACUCGGUCAUUGUGAACUCUCAGAGACUCACUGUGAAGUCGUGGCCUCAGCUCUGAAGUCAGACCCCUCACAUCUGAGAGAACUGGAUCUGAGUAUCAACAAGCUGCAGGAUUCAGAAGUGAAGCUGCUGUGUUCUGGACUGGAGAGUCCAAACUGUCGACUGGAGACUCUGAGGUUGUUGAACUGCAGACUGUCAGAGAUCAGCUGUUCUUCUCUGGCUUCAGCACUGAGGUCAAACCCCUAUCAUCUGAGAGAACUGGAUCUGAGAGGAAACGACCUGCAGGACUCAGGAGUGAAGGAGCUGUGUGGUUUUCUACAGAGUCCAACCUGUCGACUCGAGACUCUAAGGUUGAGGUACUGCAGACUAUCAGAGAUCAGCUGUUCUUCUCUGGCUUCAGCUCUGAGGUCAAACCCCUCUCAUCUGAGAGAACUGGAUCUGAGGUUCAACAACCUGCAGGACUCAGGAGUGAAGGAGCUGCUUGAUCUACAGCAGAGUCCAACCUGUCGACUGGAGACUCUGUGGUGGGAGGGGACCUGGUUGAGGACAGUGUGAAGAGGACAGUGUGUGUGGACGGAGGCUGAGCUGUGUCCUGAGGAUCCAGAGGCUGAAGCAGGAGCAGCUUGUGUGUAGUCUCCAAUCUACACAACCCCUAAUCUGCAUGUGUUUGUGAGGUGAAGCCGGAGCACCUGGAGAAAACACGGGGAGAACAUGCAGACUCCACACAGGAAGACCCCGUCUGAACCGGAUUCAAACCAGCAACCUUCCUGCCCUGAUUGUGUUUAUUCACAUGAAGAAUGUGUUUAUUGAAAUGACAACAGAAGCAGAAUAUAUAAACCCUCUAUAAAGAGUCACAUAGUGUGUUUAAGUUUGUCUUUAUUAUUGUCCACCUUUGUCCCUCAGUGUGUCUCCAUGUGUGUAGAACCACGUUCUGUGUAUAUGUUUGUUUAUGAUCUUAAAGUUCCUGGAUUCACGUCACAAAUUGAUUCAGUUCAACACAAAGUUAAACAUAUUGAAAUAAAUAUAUUGUAUAUAAAGAUGAUCAGUGACUGUAUAUAAAGACUGGGAGAAGAGUGAGGGGUUUUUAAUGGGUCAGUGGAGACCGGGGACUGAGCCUGGUCUUCCUGGACAUCUCUGGUCUGUACAGGUUCUAUGUUCAAUAGAGGAGGACGGUUCACUGGUCCUUCAUUUUAAAUUCUGUGUAGGUGUGUGACAAGUAGUUUUCUUUUGUAAAAUAUGAUUGAAGUGUUAUUUAGUACGUUUAUUUCAUGAAACGAUCUUAAUAAAAAGUUAACU
This is a messenger RNA of Platichthys flesus (European flounder), 4001 nucleotides long. Its product is annotated as NLR family CARD domain-containing protein 3-like. Gene Ontology annotation, molecular function: protein binding. The coding region runs from base 462 to 3260 and encodes 932 amino acids. NCBI's taxonomy places the organism in Eukaryota, Metazoa, Chordata, Actinopteri, Pleuronectiformes, Pleuronectidae. The transcript has 9 exons. The record is from RefSeq and is a predicted model, not a curated record.